UAUAUAGACAUACAAAACACAACAAAAUUACAAAAAAUGUAAAAUUAAAAUAUAGAUAAAAAAUUAAUAAUACAAAAAUAUAACAGUAUCUCAAUGAUGCUAAAAUAACAACUGUAGUAAAACACCCACGGAUAACGCACAGAAAACAACUGGUGAUCAUUUUAACUUUGGAUAAGUCAUAUAGUCAGUGAAUCAUUCUUAUAUGAGAGAAAAUUGAUCAUAUAGUUCUAAGCUGACUCAGAGGAAAAUAUGAAUCAUCUUUUGGGUAUUAGAGGAUAAGAGAAGACUUAUUCACCUUACUUUUGGUAGUCAAAAAAAAAAGCUUUUGUGAGAAAGUGUGACAUGCUAAAGCAAAACAGACACUUUGGACUUUGGCACUUUGGAAUCAGCACUCCAAAAUGAAUAAGAAACAAGCAUUGGAUUUCCUUCAGCAAAAAUGAUGCAGGGUGGAGUUAUCGAUAAAUGAAUGGUGGUAGUCCAACAUUGCCUCUGGCAUGACACCCUGUCAUUUCAAUGUCAUUUCUAUCCAUACUGUUUUGUUUUCUGUGUCCAUUUGAGCGCUGGCAGUAGUAACGGGCUAAUAUUGGCUGCAGAGGGCAGCUGACCGGCUGCCUCCUGUAUAUUUAGCUCAGGGCCAAUACAUGGGAGAGGUGUAACAGACAUUGGCUGGCAUUCACUUCUCCUAAAGGCGUGGAUCUUGUGUGUGUGUGAGAGAGAGAGCGAGAGAGAGAGGCGGGGAGAGAGAGCAGUAGUGCGGGACUGCCUCAGAUCACUCCUCGGUGCUAUUGGAGGUAGACCGCAGCCGGCAGCAUGAAUCUGUUCACACUUGGACUAUAUUUUCAACUCCUCUGCUAUGUGGCAUCAUUCUCUUACAUGGAUAAUAUGUUCCCUCUUCCAACAGAUCUCCAGUUGCUGGAAACCAGGAAGAAAUUCAACCCCUGCUGUUUACUGAGUCCACCUCCGCCCCCUCUCUUCCCUCCACCCCCUUCACUGUGGCGGCAGAGCCCUCUGACUGAGACUGAUGUUCCACCAAAUGUCCCAUGCGAUCCCACACCUCACACAUGCUCCCCAGGGCCUCCGGGACCAGCAGGACCUCCAGGCCCUCAGGGACCUGCUGGCCUGCCGGGACCAAAGGGACCAAAAGGAGAUAAGGGUGAAAUUGGAAGACCUGGACAAAAGGGACACAUUGGCCCUCCUGGUCUCCCAGGACGACAGGGACCAAGUGGAUGGCAAGGACCAACUGGGCCUAAAGGGGAGAAAGGCGACCCUGGGCUGAUGGCAAUGCCAGGGACAAGAGGACCAAUUGGACCCAAGGGCUUACCUGGACAUAAGGGAGAAAAAGGCUCACAAGGUUUCAGAGGUGAAAUUGGCUUAAAAGGUGACAAGGGAUCAAUGGGUCUUCCUGGAAUGCUUGGCCAGAAGGGUGAAAUGGGCCCAAAAGGAGAACCUGGAAGCUCAGGGAACAGGGGACCCACCGGCCGCCCAGGAAAAAGAGGAAAGCAGGGUGCAAAAGGUGACAUUGGUACAACUGGACCCAUGGGUCCUGCAGGCCCUCAGGGGGCUCCUGGUCACCCUGGCCCUCCCGGUUUGCCUGCCUCAGGACUGUACAUGGUAGGACAGAAAGGAGAGAGGGGACAACCUGGCAGCCCGGGACGCUGCGGCUGUAAUGCCCCCUCCUUUGACCACUGGGGCAGCUAUCCCAGAGUGCCAGCGAUCUUUGUGGUGAAUAACGAACAGGAGCUGAACCGCCUCCAGACUGAUUACGCUUUGGCCUUCCGUAAAGAUCAGAGGUCACUUUACUUCAAAGACAUUGAUGGCUGGAUUCCAAUUCAGUUAACACCAUUCCAGUCGAUGGAGCGUGAUCCCGACCAGCAGGGUUUCUGCGGAGACAGCAUCGUGCAAGUUGAGAACGGAGAGGAGUGUGAUGAUGGAAAUAAGGUGGUCACAGAUGGCUGUGUCAAGUGCAAACUUGCAUAUUGUGGGGAUGGAUAUCGCUAUGAAGAGGCAGAGGAGUGUGAUGGAAAGGAUUUUGGCUUUCACACAUGCAGAUCCAUUUUGCCUGGAUCUUAUGGACAUCUCAAGUGCACAGCUGACUGUUUCAUUGACUCAACAAACUGCAAGUAUUUCACAUGAGGACAAAAGAAAGUAGUGUCUCGUUUCAGCUGGCGAGAUCCAUUUAAACGAUGACACUGAAAACCAUAGAUUCAGUGGAUAAACUGAAAGUAGAAAUCAUUGAUGGAAUUAUCACAAACACAUUAUCUGAACUCCUCUGUUGACAUGAUGCUGAGAAGCCAUGUAGCUCACUCGGGAAAGGAAUGCUUGGCAAAGCCACGUUUGUGCACGUGCUCUUAAGAACUUUAACAGGACUUCAGACGCCAUUCUCCAUUCAUUCAGCCUCUGCUGCCUCCCAUUCGGCCCUAGCUCGACAUUUGGCCAGUGUGGUUGGCUGCAUUAAGAGGAAACAGGUGAGUUGGUUGCCUCUUGGAGAUGGGUAAAGGACUUCUCAAUACCUCAAAGUACUGUAGUAUUGUUUCAGAGGAAAGCUGUUUUCUCCUGGUCCACCCCACCUUCCCUUACAAAGGGUGCUCUGUAUGUGGAAUGCAAUGUGACAUUGUUACUAUAGUAUUUUGCAUGAGGCUGAGAUUGCUGUAGACAUGUCAGCGGAGAUCAUUACUUAGGCAUGUAACUGAAAAAACUAAAGUGGCUCAUAUCUUUAAGUGUAAUAUAAAGUAGGCUUAGACCAAACUGGUGCUUGGCCUUGGAAGAAACCUAAUAAUUUCAUUAUCUUAAAUUACACUGAUGUACAUUAGGUUUAGUACAGUUUUGCAUACUGGGUCCAAAAUUAACAUACAGCCCAAUAAUGGGUAAAUUGAAGAAAAAAUGGAAUUUAAGAGCAUAUAAAAUGGCACAGUUAUAAGCCAAAUGACUGUUUAAUUGACAAACAUCGCUUGAUGGUUGUUCAGAAGUGCCAGCAUACCAUAUACAGUACCAACAUUCAGUAUCUUUAAUAUUUUUUGAUACUAAUCAAGCAUAACCAAAAAAUUAUUCAAAGCUCAAUGAGGGAGUCAAACUCAGUAACAUCUCUGAACGAUUCACUGCCUGAGUCUGAUUCAAAGACCUUACUCAAAAGUAAAUUCAAGGCAGUGUUGUAAGGAAAUGUUAGAAAUGCGUUUAUCAAUGCAUAUGUUAGGUAAAUGAAAAAAAGAAUAUACGUUCUCAUGUAUAUUCUGAUUGGAUAUCACCCUAUAGAUGCUUUUUAAAAUUUCUUUACAAAUCGAUGUCACGGUUUGUGUGGUUUGUUGUCGCAUUCAAGAAACAUGAGAAAUCACACAUGAAAGCAUAUCAAGUAGACUUUGAAUUUUUUUUGAAAUAAGGUACAUUUUUGCCAUAUUUGCAACCAUUUUACUCACCCUUAUACGAAACGCUACCUCUCAUAAACCAUUUAUACACUCAUUUCAGGGGUUUCUUGCAAUUUGCAUUGUUGCAGUGACCCAAACGGCCAGUAAAACCAUUUACUUAAGCACCAAAAUCACAUUUUACUUCAGUUUGGUGCAUGGCAGGUGUUAUUUUUGGACCCUUGGGAUAAAAGGUGUUUUCACAGACUAUGUAAUGUUAAAAAAAAAAAAAAAAAAAAAAAAAAAAGGCUGCAUAAAUGCACUUAAACACUAACUACAAUAAUACUACUUACUGACAAUAUUUAGGAUGUUUAAGAUUAGAAGACCCUGCUUUCCAGGCUCUCGGUAUGUUUUAUGGGGUCACACUUAGUUAACAUUUCCAUCAUAUCUCAGGAAACCACUUAAAGAUAUCCAUAACCCAUCCACCUCCAUGUGUGGAGUAGGGUGCAAAUAUUCCACAGUUUAGCUUAGUUCCACGCUGUUGUUUUGUGCUGCAAGAUCUUGAAGUAAAGCAAACACUGCUUAUUUACUGGGUUAUGGGUCUGAAGAUCUUAAAAUAGGGAGGAAAAACCAACCAAUCUCACGAGGAAACCUAACCAUUUUACAAGGUGGCGAUUCGUUUGAAUUCAUACAAUGUGAUUUUCAGAAAACAGUUAGCAUGAAGCUCCAUCCCUAAACCUAACCAUCAGUGAGUGGUGUGUAAGAAUAUAACCAUCAAUUUGCCAAAAUGCAAAAUAGUUUGGAAUUGUUGUGAGGUUGUGUUGGAAAAACCAUUCAGUAUGUGAAGGCUCUACAGCUGUUAUUGAACAUUUUGUACUGUCUGCUAUUGCAGGGAUAGCAUUUUGCUGCUAUUCAGGCUUAAGACUGUUGGAUUAAGGCUGGACUGUUUUUGUCAUCCCAAAGGCUUUAAACUGAUUUAUGCCAAAGUCCAGUCUGAAUAUACCUCAGCAUAUAUGAUGUGCUUUAGCCUUUGUGACUACAGGACCUGAGGUGUAGCAUACAGCACUUACUUAUUAUUAAAUACAGUGAAAUCUUGCUUAAGUAUCUUUGAGUUUUUUAUGAUCAAGCCAGUUUUCCAUAAGCUAUAUGAUGCAUUUGCUACAGAAAACUCUUUGCUUACAUUUCUGGGGUGAUAUUCCUGACUUCCCUGUAGAUUUCAUGUAAAAUAUUAUGGAUAUAUUAUCGAAAAUAAGUGUCUUGAAUUUACUGUAUUAUUCUGGUGAAACUGCAUGUUUAUAUUGUAUACUCUUGUUCAAAAGAGCAAAAUUGCCACAUACUGUAACUGACUGUUAUCCUCAGAUUUGUACAAACUGAGGAAAGAUGUUAACAUCAAAUACUGCACAACAGACAAAUCCAAAAGAGACUGAAUGUUUUGUCCUAGUGUAAUUUGAAAGCUGUUCUCAGUAUUAAAACUUGUUUGAUACUGUCCUGUAAUGAUGCUAAAAUAAAGCUUGAAAAGUUAACUUU
Messenger RNA from Cyprinus carpio (common carp), 4862 nucleotides. It is a transcript of the gene colq, whose product is annotated as collagen like tail subunit of asymmetric acetylcholinesterase. The record is from RefSeq and is a predicted model, not a curated record. Lineage: Eukaryota; Metazoa; Chordata; Actinopteri; Cypriniformes; Cyprinidae.